GCAUUCCGAGUAGCGGACCAGGCGAGGUCACAUCGUCAUUGCGCCCGGGGCCAUCCAACGCUUCCUGCCGCUUCUUUACCCGCCAUCGGCCGCGCCUCCUCUCCGUGCCAUACUCGCCCUUGCCUCGACGUGAUGAACAUGCAACUUCCGCCCUACCUCCGCGAGGACGACGACACGCUCGAGACGCUGCACGUGCGCAACGAAGUGCUGCACGCCAAGGUCAUGGCGCUCACCAAGCAGGUGAGCACCGCCCACUACGAGCUGCGCAUCGAGAAGGUCCUGCACCGCGAAACGAAGGGCAAGCUCAAGUCGGCCGAAGCCGCGCUCGAGGCCCAAGUCCGCCACGUGUUUGCGCUCGAGGCCGCGCUCGAAGAGCACAUUGAGGCGCAGCUCGACACGCUCUCGGGCCCGCUCAGCGACAUUGAGGAGAUCCACCGCGAAGAACUCGAGAUGCUCCAGGACGACAUCGACAUGUACAUGGAGCGCUGCGCGUCGUACGAAGAGACGAUCGCGAAGCUCCGGACGGCGCUCGAAGACAAUGCGCUCGGCCAAACGAACGACUGGAUCCUCCGCCAGCAGAGCCGCGCCAGCUACUACCUCGACGAAGAGAACAACGACUGCUCGGACGUCGAGAGCAACUACGACGACGACCUCGACGCCGACGGCGACGAAGAGUGCGACGACUCGGACUCCGAGUCCGAGUCCGAGUCCGAAUCCGGCUCGGACGACGAAAUUUUCGCAUGGAAGAGCGUCGACAUUCGCGGCAGCUGCUCGGAAGACACGGCCUCCUUGGACUCGGACUACGAGCUCGAGCAGGCCCGUCUCGCGCAGCUGUGCGCGAUCGUGAGCAAGUCGGUCAACUACGAGACCGAGUACCUCGCGGUCGUCGACCAGAUCGAGGCCAAGCUCGAGGAAGAGAGCCUCGCCCACAAGCAGCAAGAGAUUGCGACGGCGCCCAAGACGACGCCGCCGACGCCGACGGCCAGUGCGCGCAAGACGGUGCGUGAGCCCAAGGACUGGCUCGACGACCUCCUCUUUGAAGUCGCGCAGCUCAACUACGCCCGCUAGUCGAGUUGUCUUGUCGUAUAUGUACAUUCUGCCUACCUGACUAUUUAAUAUUACCAAUGCAACCCUA
Molecule: messenger RNA, 1135 nt
Organism: Saprolegnia parasitica CBS 223.65
Lineage: Eukaryota; Oomycota; Saprolegniomycetes; Saprolegniales; Saprolegniaceae
Exons: 1
Coding region: 133-1068 (311 amino acids)
Source: RefSeq, a predicted model, not a curated record